CUCCAGAUCGGGCGGUGGUUGGACAGCUUCCAGGAUCAGUCACUCGGAGACUCCGCCCCCUAUUUCUUCCGGGCUGCCAGAGACAGAACUGAACUGAGCGUUUGCGGGCUGCUGGGCCAGCUGUUGCGAUCAAAUCCCAAAUGAAAAUGUUUGAGAGCAUUGAUUCUACAGCCACAAAAUCUGGCCUGGAUCUUUGGGCUGAAAUCUGUUCCUGUCUGCCAAAUCCUGACCAAGAGGAUGGUGCCAACAAUGCCUUUUCAGACUCAUUUAUGGAUUCUUACCCUCCAGGCACAAGCCAGGGGGAGGCCCCAGACUUUGCUGCUCAGGUAGCUCUAAAGCCUUGGGCUCCCUUACAGGAUUCAGAAGUGUAUUUAGCAUCUCUAGAGAAGAAACUGAGAAGAAUCAAAGGUUUAAAUCAGGAAUUAACCUCUAAGGACAUGCUUCGAACCCUGGCCCAAGCCAAGAAGGAAUGCUGGGAUCGAUUCCUCCAGGAGAAGCUAGCAUCAGAGUUCUUCGUGGAUGGACUUGAUUCUGAUGAGAGUUUUAAGGAAAAAAAGACAGGACUGAGGAAUAAGCUUUUCAGCUAUUCUCAUCAAGCCUUCAGAGACUCUGCAUUUGAAGGGGGCCUGAUACUGCUUAUAGCCAAAGUGCCCACUAGGGGCACCUUGGAACAUUUCAAGAGGUGGCUCCAGCCAGAUAAAGUAGCCAUCAGUACAGAGGAAGUCCAGUAUCUGAUUCCUCCAGAGUCACAGGUUGAGAAGUCAGUGUCUGGGGACGAGCCAGCGGUAGCGGAACAAUAAAUUACACACACACACACUCUGAGCAGCUGCUUCGGGUCCAGAGGGAACGAACAGUGGAGAGCUCAGCAGCGGCAGCAAGGAGACAUCUAGCGAGGGAAAAGCUCAACCUUCCGCUCCACAAAGCAAACAGCUGCAGGCCCCUGAGGACUUUUUGGGGCUGGCAUGUGUGACUCUCUUGGAUAAAGGGACAGACACAGUGCAUGCUGGAUCAAAAUACUGCUUUCCUGUAUGUCUCACAGUUUGCCUGAGCUCUGCUGCUGCAGGUGAGAAGCCUGCUAAGAAUCUAGUGAAGGACCCAAGUGUAAAUAUAUUUGGAGAAGCUGAUGUCCUUGUGUAUAAUGUAUAAGUUAAGUGAGCCAUAUUUUUUUCUUGCCUUUUCUGGAUGUUCCUGCCUGUGUUCCAAGCAUUCUCUUGGUAAAUUGUCAGGGGUGAGUGAGACCGAGAGUGAAUUCUGCCUCCUUGAAUCCAAGCCCCACCUGGGGCUUUUCUAACAGUGCGUAAUAAACGUAGGAACUUUAAGAAAAGA
Pteropus alecto (black flying fox) is the source of this 1326-nucleotide messenger RNA. RefSeq names its product coiled-coil domain containing 32 (gene CCDC32). NCBI's taxonomy places the organism in Eukaryota, Metazoa, Chordata, Mammalia, Chiroptera, Pteropodidae. The record is from RefSeq and is a predicted model, not a curated record. Gene Ontology annotation, biological process: cilium organization. The transcript has 5 exons. The coding region runs from base 141 to 800 and encodes 219 amino acids.